Molecule: messenger RNA, 3567 nt
Organism: Aphis gossypii (cotton aphid)
Lineage: Eukaryota; Metazoa; Arthropoda; Insecta; Hemiptera; Aphididae
Gene: Art4
Product: histone-arginine methyltransferase CARMER
Exons: 12
Coding region: 617-2533 (638 amino acids)
Biological process (GO): peptidyl-arginine methylation
Molecular function (GO): protein-arginine N-methyltransferase activity
Source: RefSeq, a predicted model, not a curated record
GUACAAUUUAGUCGGUAUAAAUAAUUAUUCCUAGUACACAUGUUCGCACAUAUUUUGUGCGGCUCGUGAUCCCUCCAUCGAUUUAACCUGCACGGACGGUUGUUUUUCUUUUUAUUAUCAGUCGACGAACAGUUGUACGAACGCCAUAACAAUAUUCGUGCGCGCACACGCACUCUAUCCCGAUCCACAAAACCACCUCUGCUUCACACACGCGCACACACGCACACACACACACCGUGCGCACGGUGUACGCACACACUGACGCAUACACUCACACAAAUUACAAACACACUCGCACGAGUCCGAACGCUCAAGCCGCAGUAAUAAUAAUAAUUAAUAAUAUUAUUAUUAUUAUUAUUGCCGUUCGGGAUUUAUCUCGUUGACCACCGAUCCCCGACGAGGUCGGACAGCGUACACCACGCGAAACACGAACGCGAUUAUUCCGUUUUCGUACAAAACGUGAUCAGCUCUGUCCGUUACCGUACGCCGCCCGGCGUUCCGCUGAACAUCGAUCGAGCAACUGUACCACCGAGUUAGCCUUCGACGAAGGUCCUUUGGCUGUUGGUCGCUCAUUUUUGAUCUUCAUCUCUAGUAGGUAUUUCCCCUAUUUUGAAAAAUGGCUGUAAACGUACUGCAGACCAACAACACUGGCAAAAUUAAUAACAAACGCUUGGCAUUGAUACAAAUUGUAAAAAUUGAUCUGAAUACUGGAAACAACUCUGAAACCGACGAUGAUGGUGUUGUAUACUCGCCCGCUUACAUUUCCACUACUAAUACUUGUGUCGUAAAUAGUGGAACAGCAUCACAGGGGAUACAAUUUCAAUUAUUGGAUGGUAACAAUGAGAAUAUUGUAGAAUUUACUCCCAGUUAUUCAGUGGACUAUUGUAAAGUUUCCAAAGAUACAUAUGCCAUACAGUUGAAUAAUCAUUCAUAUAUGUUAAAGUUUAAAACACAUAUAGAUUUGUAUGAAUUCACUGUAUUGUUGGCUCGUGCUAAAAAAGGGAAUGAACUCUCAGUUUUUUCAAAUCGAACUGAUGAAGCGUCAGCGGCACAAUAUUUUCAAUUUUAUGGCUAUCUUUCUCAACAACAAAACAUGUUACAAGACUAUAUACGUACAAGUACCUAUCAAAAAGCAGUACUUAUUAAUACCAUAGACUUUCAAGACAAAGUUGUACUAGAUGUAGGCGCUGGAUCGGGGAUAUUAUCAUUUUUUUCUGUUCAAGCUGGUGCUAAAAAAGUGUAUGCUGUUGAAGCAAGUUCAAUGGCACAACAUGCUCAGACUUUGGUAGAUUCUAAUAAUUUAGGAGACAAAAUUUUUAUUGUUGCUGGUAAAAUUGAAGAAAUUGAUUUACCUGAAAAAGUAGAUGUUAUUAUAUCAGAACCAAUGGGAUAUAUGCUCUAUAAUGAGCGUAUGCUUGAAACCUAUUUACAUGCUAAAAAGUGGUUAAAACCAGGAGGGAAAAUGUAUCCUAGUAAAGGGGAUUUGCAUAUAGCUCCAUUCACUGAUGAUGCCUUAUUCAUGGAGCAAACAAAUAAAGCCAGCUUUUGGGUUCAGUCCUGUUUUCAUGGAGUUGACUUGAGUUCAUUAAGAGAUAUGGCUAUGCGGGAAUAUUUCCGACAGCCAAUAGUUGAUACAUUUGAUAUCCGUAUAUGCCUUGCAAAGUCUGUCAAACAUAGCUUGGAUUUUCUCACAGCUACUGAACAACAAUUACACAAGAUUGACAUCCCAUUAGAGUAUUAUAUACUUGAAUCUGGAACAAUUCAUGGAUUAGCUUUUUGGUUUGAUGUUGCAUUUCAAGGUAGCAGUCAAACUCUGUGGCUUUCUACUUCACCUACUGAAUCUUUAACUCAUUGGUAUCAAGUCAGGUGCCUUCUAGAAAAACCAAUUCUUGUUAAAGUUGGUCAAAUUUUAACUGGUAGUGUAUCACUUCAAGCUAAUGUUAGACAAAGUUAUGAUGUUUUUAUAAACUUAAUGAUUGACGGACUUCCACACACAAGUUCUUCCAACAAUUUGGAUCUUAAAAAUCCAUACUUUCGAUAUACUGGUCAACCACCACAGCCUCCUCCUGGAGUCAAUACUAUAUCGCCCAGUGAAAGUUAUUGGGCAAACUUGGAUCUUCAAAGUACUACUUCUGCUUUAAACAUGGUUAAUGGCAUUCCAUUAAACGGUUAUGCUACAGAAAUUUCCAUGGAUAUGCAAACAUCUCCAACUGCUGUAGCCAACAAUGCAAAUCUUAUAAAUUUAGUUACCGUACCUCAACCAAAUAUUCAUCCAGGGUCUAUAAGUAGUACUGGACGACAACGUGUUAGCACAGCUACUUCUACAGCAGGAGCACAACUCAUUGGUGGUGGAAUAUCUCCAACCUUAUUUACUUCUAACCAGAACCAAAAUCAACAACUUUUGUUAGGAGCAGCAACAGCUGCUGCAGGAGGUUCAACCACUGCUAUGGGAAAUUAUCCAGUUAACAACAGUUUAAUGAUUGGAGACUAUGUUGCGCCCAGUACUGGUGUUUUAAAUAUUUCAUAUCGUUAAACUUAUUACAUUAUGAUUUAUUUGUAUUUACAAAAUAAAUCUUAAACCGCGAUAAUUUCAAACUCCCUCUUAAGGGGAUUUUUUUCUCCUUAAAUAAAUUUACCAUCCAGUCAAAUAUUUAUUUGAUAUAUAUAUAUAUAUGUAUAUAUAUACAAUAAUAAUAUAAAUAGUUCAUAUGUUUUAAUACAAACUAUUUUUAUUUAUAAAUAUAAACUCAAGUAGGAUUAUUAAUUUUAAAAAGGAUAUGUUUUCCUGUUACUCAUUUUUUUUAUAAGAAAAAUAAUAUUUAUAGACUAUUAAUAUGAUAAACAUCCAUUAUUUUUACAUUUUCAUAAAAAAUAAACUAAUUUAAACAGGUUUCAAACAUAAAAAAUGUUUAGCAAUAAAUGUUCUUUACUUCCCAAUUUAUAUUUUUAAAGUAAUAUAUAAAUAUAUUAUUAUAUAUUUGCUUCAAAAUUGUUACAUUCAUUUAGGGUUGAAAAAUUAACAUUUAAAAAUAUAGUUUAAUGGUACAUAAUAAAUGCAAAACAAUUAUAAGUAUUAAUUAUUUUAUAAUUAAUAAAUAACAAUAAUAAUAUUAUCAUUAAAAUAUCAAAAAUCAUUAUUCUAGAUAUAUUAUUUUUUAUGGAACAUAAAAUUGUUAUUUAAUAGUGUAUAAUAAUUUUAGUUAAGCCUUUGUUGCUAAUUUAUUGUUAAGGUUGAUUAUAUGUAUCAAUAAUAAUUUGGCAAUAACUUUAUGUAUACUUUUUUAUAACUAUUUUUCUUUGUAAUAUUAUUUUUAAUUUGAUAAAUAUUAAUACCUAAGGUGUGCAUUAUUCUACCUUUUUCCUGAUUAUUUCCAUGUAUUUUUCAUUCUCUUAUGUGAUUUGAAUAUAAAAUAUCAUAGCUUUUUUACAAUAUACUUAAAUAUUAAUUCAUUAUUGUGAUUCCUAUGUAUACAUAAUAUAUAGUAAUAUUUUAAUUAAGAUAGUACAGUUAUGUAAAGCUUAAUAUUAAUAAAAUGUUCAAAUAAAUUUAUCACCACUACCAACCAA